CGGGGCCGAGGGGGCGGUGUGGAGCCGAGGGGCCUCAGCUGCCAGACGAAUCCCGGGCGGCAGGUGCCGGGAGCCCCGGCAGCCGGGGGAGCUGCGGCCCCCUCCUGCGAACGGCCGCCUCCUGCGAACGGCCGCGGGGCAGCGGCGAGGCGAGUUUCUCCCAGCAGGCAGGGCGGAGCGGAGGGGCGAGCGCCGCCGUGUCUGGAGCCGCUGGGGGUCGGGCGGCGGGGCCUCGGCCGUGCGCCGCCGCCAGAGCUGCUCUUGAAUUCAUUUUCUGGGCAUGACAUGUCUUCCUACUGCAUUCCGUGAUUCUGCAUAAGCAAAGUGCAGAGUUAAUUACUGCUGAAUCAUAAGAGUCAUACAAUAGAAUAAUGGAGACUGGUUGCAAUCCUAUGGAGUUGCCCAACAAUACAAGUUUUGAAGAAGAUCCGGAUUAUAGAGACUUCGAAGGAACAGAUGUGAAAGACAUGAGACUAGAAGCUGAAGCUGUUGUGAAUGAUGUUCUGUUUGCUGUCAGCAACAUGUUUGUCUCAAAAACCCUUCCCUGUGCAGAGGAUGUGGCAUAUAUCAAUGUGGAAACCAGGGAAAGGAACAGAUACUGCCUGGAGCUCUCUGAAGCAGGACUCAGGGUAGUAGCUUACGAUUUUGACCAGACUGAUGACAGAUUGCAAACUCCAUACCAUGAAACUGUCUACUCCUUGUUGGACUCUCUCAGCCCUGCAUAUCGAGAGGUGUUUGGAAAUGCAUUACUACAAAGACUAGAGGCUUUGAAGAAAGAUAGCCAGUCAUGAUUUACCCAGAUGCGAGGAAGGAUUAAUGCUAGAAGGAAUUCUUAGUAUGAGGCACCGACGUCUUUCUUAUAAACAUUUUAAGCUUAAUUUCUUGCAUUGAUAUCUAAUUGUACUCUAUAACAUUUUGCUACAGUGGAUUUCCAUAUAUCACAAUGCUAUUAAAAGACACUUUGAUAAAUUAGAACUUUCUUUUUUGUUGUUGGUGAGCAAGUAAGUUGUUUCUUACAAUAUUCAAAAAAAUCCAGUCACUUUUCAAAUUGUUAUUCUCCAAAGCCCUAAAAAAUUAGAGGUUGAAUGUUAUGUUUACAAGUAGUAAUUUUGUUGUGUAUAUGCUUACUGAUAAUAUCUGCUUUUUUAAAUAGAAGCUAACUACUUGCUCUACCCAAUUAAUGACAAGCAAAUGGGAAAACUACUGUAAAGAAGAGAUUUUCAGCUUGAUUUGCUAUACCUAAACCUGAAAAUUCUCAUCUUUGGUAGCAAAAGAGGUGGCUCUUGAACAGUUGAGCAUUGCUUAUCUAGUGACAGUAUCUGAGUUAAAAGCAAGGCUCAGUGUUAUUUGAUCUAUCUUUGUCUAUGGCAACCAGCAAACUCCAAAUAAGAAUGAGAUGUACUUCUACUGUAUGAAUGUAUUGUCUGAAUCGCAAAUGAGUUAAGCACAGAGUUAGGAUGUAAUGGGCUACGUUUCCUAAAGAUGAUGUUAUAUAUGCUCUAUACAUAUGCUAUAUUGUAACUGGGAAGGUUGGAAGACAUUUUAUCCUGUUUACUAUUCUGAAUAUGUGUUUACAUGAUGUACAGGAUAUACCCAAGAGUAUUUUUGCUUCAGCCUUCACUUUCUAUAAUACAGUACUUUGUUAUUCCCGUUUUUCACAUUUUCUCCCUCUCCUGUACAGCAUCCUCUCCUGAUGAAUACUAAGUAAGCACUGUAAUGUUAAUUGCAUUAUAUUGGUUUGAAACCAAAGGCUGUAAGAAAUUUCCUAAGACUUAAUUCAAACUGGAAGAUAUUAUUUGUAUUUUCUGCUUAAAAACUGGUACAAAUCCCUUUAUAAAACUGUUGUUCUGCUGUAACUUUUCAAGUAUAUACUGAAUGGUUGACUUUUUAAAAACUAUGGUUGUUAGAAAUACCAGUACUGUUGAACUAACAUUCCGUGGCACGCACACUUUUUGUAUUCUUGUAUUACUUAGUAUAUAUGCAUCUUUGUUUAAAUAAUCCUGCCCUUAUUCAGACAUGAUUCUGUGACAAGUACAUGCAGUAGCUUUUUUGGAGCCAUACUUAGGGAAACAUCAGUUCUUAGAAAGCCCCAGAUUACAGUGGCUUCAGUAGAGCUGAAUUGAUUUCUACCUGCUAAGGAUCAGUCAUAGUAAUGGGAGAAGCCUUAGUAGAGCUUUUGUAAUAGCCAUGGGGUAGUGAUGCACAACUCUAGCUGACAAGGCAGUUGUAAUUACCACUUCUGUUCUCCAGAGCUUAAUUUUAUGUUUACUUUAGUAUCUUUUUAGAUUGCAACUUCUGAUAUUAAUCUUCUGUCCUAGGGUAUGAUUCCAUGCUCUAAAAAAUAUUCAUAGUCCCUCUUUUGCACACAGGUCCGUGGCACACGGUUAGUCCUCUGUGAGGAGAAUGUACUUUACCGAAUUUAUAUUUAAAUAUUUUUCCUUGCAACUAAUUUACUUGUUGAAUUUCAACUACUAAAGCAUUAAAUAAAUGCA
Molecule: messenger RNA, 2492 nt
Organism: Colius striatus (speckled mousebird)
Lineage: Eukaryota; Metazoa; Chordata; Aves; Coliiformes; Coliidae
Gene: GSKIP
Product: GSK3B interacting protein
Exons: 4
Coding region: 372-791 (139 amino acids)
Biological process (GO): regulation of canonical Wnt signaling pathway
Cellular component (GO): cytoplasm
Molecular function (GO): protein kinase A binding; kinase regulator activity
Source: RefSeq, a predicted model, not a curated record